AUGUCCAUUAGUUUAGAGGUUACUCCCAAAGGAAGUAGGAGGGUCGCAGUGAAGGAGGCUUCUUUUGGAAGGUCUAGUGGUGUUGAGCGAGUUGUAGGUCUUUUAUUGGUGGUCUUAAGGAUGGGUUGGGAUGAUGAUGGUUUAGGUGGUCUUGAGGUUUUGGAGAAGGAUGAAAUAGAUUUUAAUGGAUCAUUAAUAGAGAUCGAGCUAGUGGAAGUGAAGAGGAUGGUAGGGGAAAUUGAUGAAGGAGUGAGUUUUCAAGAGGUAUGCACACUAGGUGUUUAUGCAUUUGUUUAUGACGGAGAAUCGACAAGGUGGGAGGAGGUGGUGGUUACGUUAAGAAAGCUUAAGCUUACAAAGGUGAGGGAGGUUCAUGAGGCUCGGUGA
This is a messenger RNA of Dovyalis caffra, 387 nucleotides long. Lineage: Eukaryota; Viridiplantae; Streptophyta; Magnoliopsida; Malpighiales; Salicaceae. The record is from the annotation of a GenBank genome assembly.